Messenger RNA from Lachancea sp. 'fantastica', 1467 nucleotides. The record is from the annotation of a GenBank genome assembly. Lineage: Eukaryota; Fungi; Ascomycota; Saccharomycetes; Saccharomycetales; Saccharomycetaceae.
AUGUCCGAAUCUAUGUCUUCUGAGUCAUCACCGGAAAAACCCAACCAGGAUCCGGAACAAUUGACCACGAUCGCAGGGAAUAACCCCAAGGCCGAUAACAACGUUGUUGAUGUUCCGGAUGGCGGAUUUGGCUGGUUUGUGGUAGCGGCAUAUUUCCUCUACAAUUUUUCGCAGUGGGGCGCCAAUGCCGGUUAUGCGGUGUAUCUGGCGGAGUACCUUAGUACGAACGAGUUUUCCAACGCCAGCGCUUUGGACUACGCGGCUAUUGGCGGGCUGGCAUUUGGAACGGGUCUGUUUUUCGGGCCCCUUAUAGCGUGGCUAGUGCAUCGCACCAAUGCGCAAGUGGUUAUCGCCGUCGGGCUUGUGCUGCAGUGCGCUUCGCUGUUACUUGCCGCUUUUUCCAAGCGUUUGUGGGAGCUGUACAUGACGCAGGGCGUGAUGAUCUCUUUCGGACUGGCGUUUAUCUGCAUCCCAAGCAUGACGCUGCUGCCACAGUGGUUCCGCAGACGUCGUAACGUUGCUAUAGGGAUCGGCGCUGCGGGCUCCGGCAUGGGCGGCGUGGUCUUCAAUCUGGGCAUGCAGAAGAUCAUGCAAGAGCGGUCAGUCAAAUACGCGCUAAUCACACAGUGCGUCAUCUGUACGUUUCUGAACGUCGUUGCUCUGGCAAUGACACGCACGCGCGUCAAAGAAAUCCGCAAUGCUCAGAUUGCCGCGAACCGCACUCCAACGCCAUACCGCAUAUUCGACCUGCAGGUGCUGCAGAGCGUGGGAUACUGGCUGUUUGUUAUGUAUGUGCUCUGCACGAUGCUUGGAUACGUGGUGUUGCUGUAUUCCCUUUCCGCCUUCACGGUGUCACUAGGAUACUCGCGAUAUCAGGGCGGCAUAGUUUCGUCAAUGGUGAGCGUGGGCGCGUUUUUCGGACGUCCAGCAAUGGGACUCAUUGCAGACGCGUUUGGGCCUGUGACGACCAGUAUAGUUGCGCAUUUGAUUGUGACAGUGUUUUCGCUGGCAAUGUGGAUACCAUGUCAGAAUUUCGCGACCGCUUUGGUAUUCGGAUUGAUCGUGGGCCUAUUCAUGGGCACUAUCUGGUCUGUAAUGGCGCCGAUCGCAACUCGGGUUGUAGGGCUUCAUAAGCUGAGCGUUUGUCUGGGUAUGAUCUGGAUCUAUUUGAGCGCCGGAAGUUUGACGGCUCCGAUCAUCGGACUUGAACUUCGAGUGCCCUCAGACAAGAUCGCAGAUUUGCCUGCCGGGCUAAAUGGCUAUUAUAAGACCGCGAUUUUCGCCGGAAUGAUGUAUUUUGGAUCUGUUAUUGCACUGUGGCUUCUGCGCGGCCUUUUGGCCGCGCGAGACCAGGUGGCCGUAGCCGCCGAAACCGGGUUCGACGACGGCGAAUUGCACUUGAAGGUGAGCACGGGCGAAUGGGCGCGGGGACUAUUCAAAGUGCGGGGUCUGCCCCGUCGGAUUUGA